Messenger RNA from Podospora anserina S mat+, 1230 nucleotides. RefSeq lists its product as uncharacterized. Lineage: Eukaryota; Fungi; Ascomycota; Sordariomycetes; Sordariales; Podosporaceae. Gene Ontology annotation, molecular function: ATP hydrolysis activity; ATP binding. The coding region runs from base 1 to 1230 and encodes 409 amino acids. The transcript is spliced from 3 exons. The record is from RefSeq and is a predicted model, not a curated record. Gene Ontology annotation, cellular component: mitochondrial outer membrane.
AUGAGCGACAACAAGCGCUUAAGAGAUCUGGGGGCGGGCUUGACCUCGGGCAUGCUCCUUGCAGCUGGUGCCCUAACCGCGUACCUGCUACUCAAAGAUGUCGUCGCCCCCUACUUUGCGCGGGUAGUCGACCCAGACCACGAGAAGAACGAAGCGACACGAAAAAGGGCACAGGCGAACCUGCAAAGGAUACGAAAGAAGAUUGCCGAGAACAGCGCAAAUGACGCAGCCAACACAGAUGCAUCACAAAAGACCAGCGUUGAGGACUUGAUUCUGAACGAGUACGAAAACCAGGUAGCACUGGAGGUCGUCGCGCCAGAGGACAUCCCGGUUGGCUUUGACGACAUUGGAGGAUUGGAGGAAAUCAUUGAAGAAGUGAAGGAGGCUAUCAUCUACCCAUUAACGAUGCCACAUUUGUACCAGCAUGGUGGGUCUCUCCUGGCUGCACCAUCUGGCGUGCUGCUGUACGGCCCACCAGGCUGUGGCAAGACGAUGCUGGCAAAGGCUGUGGCACACGAGAGCGGUGCCUCGUUCAUCAACCUUCACAUCUCGACACUUACGGAAAAAUGGUAUGGCGACUCCAACAAGCUGGUCCGUGCCGUCUUCUCUCUGGCGCGCAAGCUUGAGCCCGCCAUCAUCUUCAUCGAUGAGAUUGACGCUGUGCUGGGGCAACGACACAAUGGCGAGCACGAAGCCAGUGGCAUGGUCAAGGCUGAAUUCAUGACGCUAUGGGAUGGUCUCACCUCGUCCAACGCCGCCGGUGUUCCUGCACGCAUUGUUGUGCUCGGUGCCACCAACAGGAUAAACGCCAUCGACGAGGCCAUUCUCAGGAGAAUGCCCAAGAAAUUCCCUGUUUCUCUUCCGGGAACUGAGCAGCGUCGUCGCAUUCUCGAAUUGAUCCUCGGGAAUACCAAGCGUGAUCCGGACUUUGAUGUUGAAUAUAUUGCCAAGGUCACGGCGGGCAUGUCUGGAAGCGAUCUCAAGGAAGCGUGCCGCGACGCCGCCAUGGUUCCCAUGAGAGAGUAUAUCCGCCAGCAUCGUGCGUCCGGGGCGUCCAUGUCCCGGGUAGCCCCUGAGGGCGUCCGCGGUAUCAGAACCGAUGACUUUUUCGGUCGGCGAGGCGGACAGGUCCUUCAUGUGCCACCGCCUGCUGCUACUAAUGGGCAAUCCGAAAGCGAAUGGCGCGAUGUCGAGGAACUCGAAGAGGACAUUGUUACCACGCUCUCAUAG